GCAGAUCGUAAAGAGAGGAGGGAGGGGAGGAAAAAAAAAAAAAAAAAAAGUUUCAACAACAGGCUGGGCCAAUGGCAAGUCGCAGAGCUGGAAAAGGGGGCCGAGCGAAGGGAGAAAAAAGUGGAGAAAAGGAGAAAGAGAGCAAGAGAGUGCAGGCUGGGGGAUGUGUAAAAGAAGAAGCGUUGCUAAUUUUUUUUGUUUGUUUGCUUUUCCAUGCAUGCAUAAUGAGGCCUAAUCAGAGCACGUUGCCGCUGCUCGGAAGGCACUUUUGUAUUUAAAGCCUUGCAAAGAAAAAAAGAUCCGCAGACGGAUCCGCAGAACAGCUUGCAGGGCUUGUUGACAACAGCAGCAGCAGCAUCAGUCGCCCAGAGAGAAAGAGACCUCGAAGCCGGCCUUCCUGCCUUCCCCGCGCUGCCUUCGCGCUGACGGGGAGAAAUUUCUCUUCUCUGCUGCCCGAAGUGCGACCCGAGCCCAAGGGAGCAAGCAGAGCCGGCACCGCCUGCGGGAUCGGAGCGGCUGGCAUGUGCAGAGAUGCUGCGAGCGGAGAGUUAAGAGCUGACGAGAAGGCAACGGCAGCAGCCGGGCAUUUAUUUUGUGCAAAAAAAAAAAAAAAAGAAAAGCGAAAGAGACACGGAAUUGCAUGAGGAUCGGGUCAGCACCAUGAGUUCUCCCGACGCCGCCUUCAAGUCCCCAAGUGCACUCAGAAGCCGCGCUCCUCCGCGCGCCGCUCUGCGCUGAGCUCCACGCCGCCGCGGAGCCGCCGAGCCGAACCAGACCGAGCCGGGCCGGGAGCAGCGCCUGCGGCGCUCGGGGCGGCCCGGGGCGACCGCGUCGCACCGCGGCUCCGCCGUUUUCAGCGACAGGGGGCCGCAGCCCGCGCGGAUGGAUUGAUGCGAGGAGACCUCAUGCGCACGGCCGGCGGGAGUUCUGCAAACUUUCCGAGCGGCGGCAGCUCCUUCUCUUCUUCACUCUCCUCGCCCGGCGGCUCCUCUCCCCCGCUACCCCGCGGCAGCAGCCGCCUCCGCCGCCCGCGAUGCCGGCCCGCCCGCCCGCCUGGCUGUGGCUGGUGGCGGCGCUGGGCGCCGUGUGGCCGCCCCGGAGCUCUCCGGUGCAGGGCCGGCGGCUGAUCUGCUGGCAGGCGGUGCUGCAGUGUCAGGGGGAGCCCGAGUGCAGCUACGCUUACAACCAGUACGCCGAGGCGUGCGCCUCGGUGCUCCUGCAGCAGCAGCCGGCGGUGGGCGGCGGGGACGGGCCGGCGGCCGCCGCAGCCUCGGCCGCCUCCCGGCGGCGGUGCCCCAGCCACUGCAUCGCGGCCCUCAUCCAGCUCAACCACACCCGGCGCGGCCCGGCGCUGGAGGACUGCGACUGCGCGCAGGACGAGAACUGCCGCGCUACCAAGCGCGCCAUCGAGCCCUGCCUGCCCCGCACCAGCAGCCCCGCGGCCGGCGGCGCGGGGGGCGGCGGGCCCGGCGGCGGCGCGGGGGGUGGCCCCGGCGUGAUGGGCUGCACGGAGGCGCGGCGGCGCUGUGACUGGGACAGCCGCUGCAGCCAGGCGCUCAACCGCUAUAUGGCCUACUGCGGGAAGCUGUUCAACGGGCUGCGCUGCACGCCCGAGUGCCGCGCCGUCAUCGAGGACAUGCUGGCCGUGCCCAAGGCCGUGCUGCUCAACGACUGCGUCUGCGACGGGCUGGAGCGGCCCAUCUGCGAGUCGGUCAAGGAGAACAUGGCCCGCCUCUGCUUCGGCGCCGACGUGGGCAGCAACGGCGCGGGCAGCAGCGGAGGUUCGGACGGCGGCCUGGAGGAAUACUACGACGAGGACUACGAGGAGGAGCCGAGCCAGAAGGGGAGGGACGAAGCUGAGGACAAUGCGGGCCCGGAGCCCGGCUUCCCCAUGCAGGCGGAUAGUGCCGGCCGGGACUCCGGCGCGGCCUGGGCGCUGCUGGCCUCCAUCUUGCUGCCGCUUCUACCGCCGCUCUAGCCUCCCGCCCGGCCCUGGCCACGGCCCCGGCCCCGGGCAGGGCUUCCCCGCUUCCAGGCAGCGGACAGUUAGUCCCGCCGUUAUCCGGGCGCCUCCCCUGCGUGUCUGUCCCCGUGUGCACUAUGCAAUGCGUCCCGGCCGCCUGGCGCUGCGGCCCGCGGUGAGGUGAGGGGAAGGACCUUAAAUCGGCUCCCCGCCGCCUCGGAGGGAGGGAGAGGAAGAGAGGGCACGGCCGCGUGUCUGUAGCGAUUUGACAUGAAGGUUGGAAAGAGGCGAGGUGCCCAAAUUGCUGCCAAAGCUAUUGCCCGGCAACCUGACUGUCACUCGGUACCGCUGUGCCCGGUGCUGCGCUGCAUCUGCCGCUCACUGAGCUUAGGAGAGCACCGGCUGAGCGAGGUGAGGUGGUUCGCAACGCUGCCUCUUGCACACAAGUCUGCCCUAACGCAGCGGGCCGGCAGCCGCCUCUCCUAACCUAGGGGCACACAAAAAUGAUUCUUCUCAAAGAGAGUUAUUGGCUGUCGCAAACAAUGCAACUUGUCUUCCAAAAGAGCUCUGCACUGCCAUCUUCGAAAGACACUUUUAAAUUCAGAACAUGUAUGUUCACAUAUGCUGAGAAGCUAUAUUGCCUCUUGUAUCAGGGUGCUGACCUCUGGUAAAUCUUUAUAUAGAGAUGUAUUUAAAACUGGGAUUUGUUACCAGUCGCUCUUCUUUGUUUAUACAAUUUUAUAAAUUGUAUGCUUUUGGGGAUAAUUUAUUUAAGAAAAAAAAAUAAAAGUUUUAAAUCCACAUCCUAUUUGCCAGGUAAUCACAUGCGCUAGUCAUUUCUGGAAAGGUACAGGUUUUGUUUUAUGUGUAAAGGGAUACCAGCAGCAACGAUUCACUGAUGUAUUUUCUAGAACACCAAAUGUACAGUGUAUUUUAUAGAUUUGGAGUUAACAUUCUUAUUUGGAGAGACUUUAUGAACACUGUAGAAUUGUAUGUACACAUUUCUGAGCUGCCUUAAACCUAGUAUUUUUUAUAGAAGGCAUAACAAAGGCCUGUGUUUCAAAUAUGUAUGGCUUUUUGUACUUUAUAAAUGUUUAAAUUAGUAAAGAAAGAGCUUUAAAUAAUGGAUGUGGUGGAAUUGUUUUCCAGGGACACUUGAACUCUCAGCUCCUGAGAUUGGAAGGAGGGGGAGAGCAGGGGAGGGGAGGACGGGAGCCAACCGCAGAACAACAAACCAAAAACAACCAACAAGCAAAAAUCUAUGCCUGCCUGUAAUACUUUACAUAGAUGUAAAUUACUGGUAUUCUUACAUUAACGAAUAAUUAAGUGCAACAAGUAAAUACGGCUUUGCAAAUACUA
This is a messenger RNA of Tympanuchus pallidicinctus (lesser prairie-chicken), 3322 nucleotides long. RefSeq names its product growth arrest specific 1 (gene GAS1). NCBI's taxonomy places the organism in Eukaryota, Metazoa, Chordata, Aves, Galliformes, Phasianidae. The transcript has a single exon. Gene Ontology annotation, biological process: negative regulation of mitotic cell cycle. The record is from RefSeq and is a predicted model, not a curated record. The coding region runs from base 1034 to 1978 and encodes 314 amino acids.